Molecule: messenger RNA, 1929 nt
Organism: Erythranthe guttata (spotted monkey flower)
Lineage: Eukaryota; Viridiplantae; Streptophyta; Magnoliopsida; Lamiales; Phrymaceae
Source: RefSeq, a predicted model, not a curated record
AUUAUUAACUACUUUGCUUUUGCCUCAAAUAAUCUUCCCUCCCCUCCCACUUAAAAAACCAUAUCAAUGUGAACGCACCACAUAAAAUUAUUUCUUAACACACCCUCAAAUUUUCAUUUAAUUACUAUUUUACUACACCCGUGUUGCAUUCAAUGUUUAAUAAGCUCUUCUUCAUGGUUCUGUCAUGUUUCUCAAUUGAGCAAUAAAUUCACCUGUGCAACAAAAUAAAAAAACAAAGAUGGAAGAUUAUGAAGUGGUGGAGCAGAUUGGAAGAGGAUCUUUUGGAGAUGCUUUUCUUGUUCUUCACAAAUCUGAGAAGAAGAGGUAUGUCUUGAAGAAGAUUCGUCUGGCCAAGCAAACCGAAAAAUUCAAGAAAACUGCACACCAGGAAAUGGCUUUGAUGGAAAAAUUGAAGAACCCGUAUAUUAUCGAGUACAAGGAUGCAUGGGUGGAGAAGGGCUCGUUCGUGUGCAUCGUGACGAGUUACUGCGAAGGUGGAGACAUGGCAGAGAUAAUCAAGAAAGCUAGACGAAUACAUUUUCCUGAAGAGAAGAUAUGCAGAUGGCUAACUCAGCUUCUUUUAGCAUUGGAUUACCUGCACUCUAACAGAGUCCUUCAUCGGGAUCUUAAGUGCUCAAAUAUUUUCCUUACCAGAGACAACGAAAUCAGACUCGGUGAUUUCGGAUUAGCUAAAUUGCUGAAUAAAGAUGAUCUUGCUUCAUCAGUGGUAGGCACUCCAAACUACAUGUGUCCGGAAAUUCUAGCGGAUAUACCGUACGGCUAUAAGUCGGAUAUAUGGUCUUUAGGCUGUUGCAUGUUUGAAAUAGCUGCGCAUCAACCUCCGUUCCGGGCUACAGAUAUGGCUGCACUCGUCAACAAAAUAAACAGAUCCACCCUCUCUCCUCUCCCGACAGUAUAUUCUUCUUCACUGAAGCAACUGAUCAAAACCAUGCUUCGAAAAAGUCCAGAACAUAGGCCAACGGCUGCAGAGCUUUUGAGGCAUCCUCAUUUACAACCAUAUCUUGCUAAGUACAGCAAUUUAUCUCCCGUUUUUCUCCCCGUAAAACGAGUGAACAAACCUAACAAUAACGGGCUAAUGAAAGAGCCAACUGUUACUACGAAAAAGGAUGGUAAGAAGAAGACAAGAUUGCCCCUCGAUCAUGGAAAUUCAUCGAAGUACAUUUCUCCCAGUUCUAUCAAAAUCACUAAAUUCAAUUCGGCCGGUAAAAGCAAAAGUACGAACUCUGUAUGCUCAUCCGGAACAAGUACGUUGACAGAUCAGCAAGAAGAUCAGACAGAACGAACAGAAGAAGAAGAAGAAGAAGAACAAGAACAACAACAACAACAACAACCACCUGAGCAAGAACAAAUUCACUGUGAAGUUGCUAUUGAUAAUAAGACAACGGAAAAGAUAAACGGGAGCUCGAGUAGCGUAUACAACAAUUGGCCGGUUGAAGAAGAAAUUUCAACCGAUAAAGCACAAGCAAUGGAGUCUUUGCUUGAGCUUUGUGCGCAGCUUCUCAAACGCCAGAAGCUAGAGGAGCUUGCCGGAAUUUUGAAGCCGUUUGGGGAAGAAGAUCAAGCUGUUUCGUCGAGAGAAACUGCGAUUUGGUUGACAAAGGGGCUCAUCAAUAUUCAAAGACCUGGUUGAGAAGAAGCUCAUCAUCAUAUUUAAUUUGUUUUUUUUUUCCCCAUUUCUUGAAUGUAAAAACUGUCUAUAUAUCUAGGUGGUUUGUUUGUGAUAAGUGUAGUUGAUUAACCAAAUGUAGGUUAAAAUCCGGGAGGUUAGAUGUUACAUCGGGUGCUUGUUAACUGUAGAUGAGGUUUCACACAUACACUUGGGUGUGUGUAAUUAUGUGUAAAUCUACGGUUAAGUAACCGUAUGUAAAUAACUCUGGUGUAGCAUCUAAGCAUCGCAUGAUUCUCUCC